UUCUCAAAGAAAUGCUGCCAGACGUCCCAGAAUCGCUGUCGUUGGAAACCCGUUCUGCGUUCCUCCGUAUCUAAAGGCGACCCUGAGUUCCCGGAUGUGACGUCAGCAUUCCUCCUGUUUUUGUCUUCACCGGCGGAACUUGGGACUUUGAGGUCAGGUGGUUGUGUACGUGGAAGUGGCCGGCGCAUGCGCAGUUCUGCCCUGUCGUUUGGGCCGUGGAAAGGACUGAGGGUAACAUUCCCGGCUCCGGAGAGACUUUGGGUCAUGGGCACCCUCUGACAGGGCCUGCCAAGUGGAGAAGUGGGCGAGGUCGUUUCGUCGCACCCUCCACUGGGCCUUUACCUGUCGCCCUGGCGUUAGGCCUUCCCACCUGGAGCUGCGGCCACCACUGCCGGCCAACGAGGGAGAAUGAGCUGGUUCAACGCAUCCCAGCUCUCUAGCUUUGCUAAGCAGGCCCUGUCCCAGGCCCAGAAGUCCAUUGACAGGGUCCUGGAUAUCCAGGAAGAGGACUCGGGCACCUGGGCUGAGACCAUUCCGUACGGAGAGCCGGGAUUAAGUUCUCCUGUCAGUGGAGGAUGGGAUACGUCAACCUGGGGGAUAAAAUCAAACACUGAACCUCAGAGUCAGCCAGUAGCCUCUCCGAAAGCAAUUACAAAGCCAGUUCGGAGAAUGGUGGUAGAUGAAUCUGAAAAUUUCUUCAGUGCCUUUCUUUCUCCAACGGAUGUCCAGACUAUUCAGAAGAGUCCAGUGGUAUCAAAACCGCCAGCUAAAUCACAGAGACCAAAAGAAGAAGUGAAAAGCACCUUGCAGGAAACCUUGCCCACAGGACAGUCAAGAACAACUGAAACAACUGAAUCAAAAGUAAACGACUCUUCUCCCUGUGUAUCCGCAGGGGAAACUCUGGCAGUAGGUACUCUGCCACCUAAAACUGAAGACAAGCAUGAAGAAACCAUUAAUAAAGAAUCUGAUACGAAGGUGUCAGCCAUAAGUUUGAAAGUAUCUGAGAGUGUAAUGAAUGUGAAAACAACUAGGGAAAAUGUAUCUAAUAUGUCUAUGCAGUCUCUCACAGCAGAAACAAAAGACAUGACCUCAGAAGCAAAGGAACAAAAACAUGAAGACAGGCAGAGUAAUACACCUUCUCCUCCUGUUAGUACCUUCUCAUCAGGUACUUCUACCACCAGUGAUAUUGAAGUUUUAGAUCAUGAAAGUGUAAUAAGUGAGAGCUCAGCAAGUUCAAGGCAAGAGACUACUGAUUCAAAAUCAAGUCUUCACUUGAUGCAGACAUCUUUUCAACUUCUCUCAGCAUCUGCUUGUCCUGAGUAUAAUCGUUUAGAUGAUUUCCCGAAACUCACUGAGAGUUGUUGCUCAUCUGAUGCUUUUGAAAGAAUAGACUCAUUUAGUGUACAGUCAUUAGAUAGCCGAAGUGUAAGUGAAAUCAAUUCAGAUGAUGAAUUGUCAAGCAAGGGUUAUGCUUUAGUACCCAUUGUAGUUAAUUCUUCAACUCCAAAGACUAAAAUAGUUGAACCUGUUGAAGGAAAAUCCAAAGAAAUAGUAAAUGAAACAUUAAUUAUACCCACUGAGGAAACAGAAAUGGAAGAAAGUGGACGAAGUGCAACUCCUGUUAACUGUGAACAGCCUGAAAUCUUGGUUUCUUCUGCACCAAUAAAUGAAGGACAUACUGUCUCAGACAAGGUGGCUGAGCAGUGUGAAGCUGCCGAAAGUCAGCCAGAAGCACUUUCUGAGAAGGAAGAUAUUUGCAAGAGAGUUGAAUUUCUGAAUGAGAAACUGGACAAAAGGGAGGCUCAGUUAUUAUCUCUUAGUAAAGAAAAAGCACUUCUAGAAGAAGCUUAUGAUAAUCUGAAAGAUGAAAUGUUCAGAGUGAAAGAAGAAAGCAGCAACAUUUCUUCCUUGAAAGAUGAGUUUACUCAAAGAAUUGCAGAAGCAGAAAAGAAAGUUCAGCUAGCCUGCAAAGAGAGAGAUGCUGCUAAAAAGGAAAUCAAAAGUAUAAAAGAAGAACUUGCAACUAGACUAAAUAGUAGUGAAACCUCAGACCUUUUGAAAGAGAAAGAUGAGCAGAUCCGAGGAUUAAUGGAAGAAGGAGAAAAACUUUCAAAACAGCAGCUGCAUAGUUCUAACAUCAUUAAGAAAUUAAGAGCUAAAGACAAAGAAAAUGAAAAUAUUAUUGCAAAGCUGAAGAAAAAAGUUAAAGAGCUAGACGAAGAGUUGCAACAUUUAAAACAGAUCCUUGAUGGCAAAGAAGAAGUUGAGAAACAACAUAGAGAAAAUAUUAAAAAGCUAAAUUCUGUGGUUGAACACCAAGAGAAGGAUCUUGGCCGACUUCAAGUGGACAUGGAUGAACUUGAAGAAAAGAACCGAAGUAUUCAGGCUGCUCUUGACAGUGCAUACAAAGAACUUACUGACCUCCACAAAGCCAAUGCUGCAAAGGAUAGUGAGGCACAGGAAGCUGCUUUGAGUCAUGAAAUCAAAGCUAAAGAAGAACUUUCUGCAGCAUUAGAGAAGGUCCAAGAAGAAGCUCGUCAGCAGCAAGAAGCAUUAGCCAUUCAAGUGGGGGACCUGAGGCUGGCCCUACAACGUGCAGAACAAGCAGCUGCCAGAAAAGAGGAUUAUUUACGCCAUGAGAUCAGUGAACUCCAGCAGAGACUCCAGGAAGCAGAGAAUCGAAACCAGGAACUCAGUCAAAGUGUUUCAUCAACAACAAGACCAUUGCUUCGACAGAUAGAAAAUUUGCAAGCAACACUAGGGUCUCAGACAUCAUCGUGGGAGAAGUUAGAGAAGAGUCUCACUGAUAGGCUGGGUGAAUCUCAGACCUUGUUGGCAGCAGCAGUUGAAAGAGAACGUGCAGCUACAGAAGAACUCCUUGCCAACAAAAUUCAAAUGUCUUCCAUAGAGUCACAGAAUUCUCUCUUAAGACAGGAGAAUAGUAGAUUUCAGGCCCAGCUAGAAUCAGAGAAAAAUAGGCUAAGAAAACUGGAAGAUGAAAAUAAUCGGUUCCAGGUUGAAUUAGAAAACCUAAAAGACGAGUAUGUAAGAACACUUGAAGAGACAAAGAAAGAAAAGACACUGUUAAAUAAUCAGUUAGAAGUGGAGAAAAUGAAAGUUGAACAAGAAAGGAAGAAAGCAAUUUUAACUCAAGAAGUAAUAAAAGAAAAGGAACGGAAGCCAUUUUCGGUUUCUACCACUCCCACAAUGUCACGAUCAAGUUCAGUAAGUGGAGUUGAGAUGGCAGGGCUACAGGCAUCUUUCCUGUCUCAGGAUGAGCCUCAUGAUCACUCACUUGGACAAAUGUCUGUAUCAGCAAAUGGAAACAAUCUUUAUGAUGCUCUAAGGAUGGGGGCAGGAUCCAGCAUUAUUGAAAAUCUACAGUCUCAGCUAAAGCUAAGGGAAGGAGAAAUUACUCAUUUACAGCUAGAAAUUGGCAAUCUAGAAAAAACACGCUCAAUAAUGGCUGAAGAGCUAGUUAAAUUAACAAAUCAAAAUGAUGAACUUGAAGAGAAAGUAAAGGAGAUACCCAAACUUCGAACUCAGCUAAGAGAUUUGGAUCAAAGAUACAACACUAUUCUGCAGAUGUAUGGAGAAAAAGCAGAAGAGGCAGAAGAACUUCGAUUAGAUCUUGAAGAUGUAAAAAAUAUGUAUAAGACUCAAAUAGAUGAACUUUUAAGACAAAGGCUCAGUUAAUUUCUGAAAAUUACAUUCCCAUCCAACUGAAUAUAAACUUUUAACAACUGAAUGUAGACUUUCAAUAAAUUCUCUUAUAGAAUUAGAAAGUGUAAUUUAUUGCAGAGGUCAAAAAUGGAAAAAAUAUUUGUUUCAUAGUAUAUAGUAAUAUUUGCAGUUAAAUUAUUUUGUGCAAUAUUUGAACUUUAUUUUUGAAACUAUCUUUAAAGAUUUAUUUUUAAAGCAUUUUUUUUUGCCAUAAAUAGCACAGAGAUUUAUUACUUUAUCCUUUUAUCAAUAUGGUUAAGGAAGGAAAUGGUAUUCAUACAUUGUAUUAUAGGAAACUAAUUGUAUCUAUAAUUUAUAUGUGUUUGUAUAUAUUGAGGACAUUUAAUGAGUGAUAUUAACAUAUUGAAACUUUGAAAUUUUUCACACUUCAAUCUUCAACAUUUCUAAUUACUGUUUAUGAAAAUGGAUGUUAAGUGUCCAAGUAUAACAAAUUAUUUAACUUCUAGUUAUUACAUUUUUAACUAAUUUUUUUUCUUUUAAAGUAGAAGUCACACUGACUUAGAAGUUUAAAGGGUGAAUAAUUUGAAUUUAAAAAGUUUUGUGGUCUCAAUAUUUAUUUCACCCAGAUUCCGCAAUUAAGUCUAUACAAAUUUUGUUACCUAUCUGGAGAAAGCUGUAGCUGUUCAGAGUUAUCUAGGCAUGGUUAGAUAAUGAAAAAAAUGUUCUUAUACAGAUUUGUGAUGGUGUCACUAACAAUUAAGUGUUUUUGAUCAGGUUUUGUUUUUAGUAGUAUGUAAAAUGAAUCAAAGUAAUAAAAUUAAUAACAUAAUUGCUUUAAAAUUAAUGUUUUACAUUUCAUAAAGCCUUAUUUUUGGCACAUUAAAAAUGAAUGUUUGAUAUUAUCGAACAUUCAUUAAAAAAUAGAGAAAUUAUAGGAGUUAAUUUACAUUUGGUAUUUGCAAUUCUAUGUAAUUUAUCAUUUUAUUUUUUUCUUGAACCUUUAAACACAAAAAAUAGUGCAGAAUAGCUUUAAAAAGCAACUAUG
Messenger RNA from Pteronotus mesoamericanus, 4729 nucleotides. It is a transcript of the gene TMF1, whose product is annotated as TATA element modulatory factor 1. The transcript has 17 exons. The record is from RefSeq and is a predicted model, not a curated record. Gene Ontology annotation, cellular component: Golgi apparatus; endoplasmic reticulum. NCBI's taxonomy places the organism in Eukaryota, Metazoa, Chordata, Mammalia, Chiroptera, Mormoopidae. The coding region runs from base 409 to 3696 and encodes 1095 amino acids.